Messenger RNA from Linnemannia hyalina, 1695 nucleotides. NCBI's taxonomy places the organism in Eukaryota, Fungi, Mortierellomycota, Mortierellomycetes, Mortierellales, Mortierellaceae. The record is from the annotation of a GenBank genome assembly.
AUGGACUCUUCCUACUCACGGCGAGAGCCCUAUUACCGCUGGCUCAUCCCUGCUGCCUUACUCUUCCUUUUCCUCUUCAUUGCACGCGAAUACCCCGAGUGGAAAGCACAACGGCAAAAGAACUCUGAAAAGGACAAAGACACCACAAAACAGGAAGACACACCAACCACAGCAGCGACCACUACUCCAGGAGGUGAUACGACAUCCUCCUCACUAUGGCCCUCCAACUUCUCUGUACGCUGGAUCCCAUAUAUCCCCUUCGCCGUCGUCUACCUCGUUCUCAAGGCCCUCUGGACAUGUUUUCGUCUUCUUGUUCUUCACUCGAUCCUCUUUGCCGAGCACGCAGGCGUGCACUUGAUGGUCGCCGUCGAAAAGGCUGUGCAAUGGUCUGUUCAGGAAGGCCCCGAAUUUGUCACGUCCAAGAUCGUGGUACCCAUCUGCUUAACAGCUAGGGCUGUUUGGGAAUCCCCAGCUAUGGCUAAAGUCAAGGCAAGCAUCGAGGAGACCGUCAUCCCUGGGAUUGCGCGCCUAUCCAUCUCUACUUAUACCUCCCUCAAGGCACUCUUGGUCAAGGUUGUAGCCUGGAUCCACAUUGUGGCUGAUCCCGUUAAGGCUGCUGCUGUCUGGUUCGCAGUCGAGUGUCUCUACAACCCAGCCCAUGCAAUUGGAUCACGACUUGCCACACUCAGCCAUACUUUUCUCCAGACAGCCAAGAUUUAUUUUGGAGAGUUGGCCAAGGACGCGAUCGAUCUGGGCAAGGUUGUCGGACGGGUAGGAGUUUGGAUCUGGACACGGACGUUCACACCCCUCUGGACCAAACUCUGUGCACUCGGGAAUGCCAUCGCCACCGGGCUAAAGCAGUUUUUGCCAUGGCUCGGCCACACCCUGUACACGCGAGUCAUUGCGCCUGUUGGAAAAGCUGCGAUCGAUGGCUGCCGGAUACUUCGAUCCCACCCCACACUACUGGCCGGUCUUCAAGCAAUAUCCUCCAAGGUUCAGGAAAAGUGCAGUCUGGGACUUCUGCGACUCGAGAGCGUCAAUUGGCUGAUCCUACUGGAAACUGUCUUGACAAAGACAUUCACGACUGUACAGCACUACGCAGUCCUCACUCUGACGGUCGUCGGCAACGGUCUCCAGUACUUUGCGGUCGAGAUGGUUCCAAAUGCGUAUCAGGACUUGAUGAGUGCGCUGGAGCUGGCUCGACCUGUCGUCGCAUGGGUGAUCGGGAAGUUUUUGCAAGUUGCGCAUCCGCUCUGGCAGGUCGUUUCCUGGGUCUCUUGGACGGUGUACACUCACACCGGACCUGCACUCGCCUGGCUUCACAAGCACAUUGCCCUCCCUACCCAUGCUCUCUGGGUGUCCUCGAUUCUCCCUGUGCUGACCACAGUAACCAUUGCUGUGAUCGCCAACACGACAAAGAUUUCGAACAUAAUCCUCAAGGCUGCCCCAGCUUUCGCAGCGGUGAUUGUCCCUAUCUGGAACGCUUUGGCUCAGGUGGCCCUAGCGCUCCAAGCAGCAAUGGCUCAAGCCGGAGCCAAGGUUGUCGAGCUCUCUGGAGGGCUCGGCGUGUACAUACAGAGUCUUGGACCUCUAUUUGAGGCAUUCAAGGCGCAAACUGGACGUGUCAUGGAUGAGCUCGUUCUUACCACGAGCAACUUUAUGAUGGACUGGGUGAAAAAAGAGAAGCGCGACUAA